CGGCUGGCUGACCGCCCGGCUGACUGACCGCCCGGCUGACUGGCUAGCAGCCUCUGGCCGGACGCUGGGAGCUGAGGCGGGCGGCGCGCGGAGCCGAGCCAUGGCCUCGGGUGAGUACCCAGGUGGAUAUAAUCCCUAUGUAGAAAUAAUUGAACAGCCAAGACAGAGAGGAAUGCGGUUUAGAUACAAAUGUGAAGGGCGUUCAGCAGGCAGCAUUCCUGGGGAGCACAGCGCAGACAACAAUCGAACAUAUCCGUCCAUCCAGGUUAUGAACUAUUAUGGAAAAGGAAAAGUGAGAAUUACAUUAGUAACAAAAAAUGACCCAUAUAAACCUCAUCCUCAUGAUUUAGUUGGAAAAGACUGCAGAGAUGGCUACUAUGAAGCAGAAUUUGGACCAGAGCGCAGACCUCUGUUUUUUCAAAAUUUGGGUAUUCGGUGUGUAAAGAAAAAAGAAGUGAAAGAAGCUGUUAUUUUAAGAAUAAGUGCAGGAAUCAAUCCUUUCAAUGUCCCUGAACAGCAGCUGCUGGACAUUGAAGACUGCGACCUAAAUGUGGUGAGGCUGUGUUUUCAAGUUUUCCUUCCUGAUGAACAUGGCAACUUGACAACUGCUCUUCCUCCCGUCGUUUCUAACCCAAUUUAUGAUAACCGUGCCCCAAAUACUGCAGAAUUAAGGAUUUGCCGUGUAAACAAGAACUGUGGAAGUGUCAGGGGAGGAGAUGAAAUAUUUCUACUUUGUGACAAAGUUCAGAAAGAUGAUAUAGAGGUUCGUUUUGUGUUGAAUGACUGGGAAGCUAAAGGUAUUUUUUCACAAGCUGAUGUACACCGCCAAGUAGCCAUUGUUUUCAAGACCCCUCCAUAUUGUAAAGCCAUAUUGGAGCCUGUGACAGUGAAGAUGCAGCUGCGGAGGCCUUCUGACCAGGAAGUCAGUGAGUCUAUGGAUUUCAGGUACCUGCCAGAUGAGAAAGAUGCAUAUGGCAAUAAAUCAAAGAGACAAAAAACAACUCUACUUUUUCAGAAACUGCUACAAGAUUGUGCUAACUUUCCAGAGAAACCAAGAACUGCCCCCCUGGGGUCAAUUGCAGAAGGACGAUUCAUUAAAAAAGAAUCAAAUUUGUUUUCUCAUGGUACAUCUAUGCCAGAAAUGCCCAGGUCUUCAGGAGUUUCAAGUCCAGCUGAACCCUACUAUUCUUCAUCUGUGCCCAUAUCAAGUGGAUUGCCACAUCACCCACCAGCCAUAGCCUCAGUGGUCUCUCCGCCUACAAGCUGGUCAUCAGUGAGCCACCCCACCUCACGCUCAGCCAGUACAAAUACAUUGAGUAGUUUCUCAGCAGGAACACUUCCCUCUAAUUCACAGAGUAUCCUUCCAUUCCUAGAAGGGUCUAGUCUGAGCGAUUUAAGUGCUUCUAAUGCUUGCCUUUAUACUGAUGACCUAGCUAGAAUGGAAGCGUUAUCCAUGUCACCAGCUGACUUAUAUAGUAUUUCUGAUGUCAACAUGUUAUCUAGUCGCCCUGUGAAUGUGAUGACAACAAACAAUGAUAACAUGGGGGACACUGAUAAUCCAAGACUUAUGAGCAUCAAUCUUGAAAACCCCUCAUGUAAUUCAAGGUUAGACCAAAGAAACCUGAGACAACUACAUCAGAUGUCUUCUGCCAGUAUGUCAGCAGGCACCAGUUCUGAUUCUGUUUUUGUUUCACAAUCAGAUGCAUUUGAUAGAUCAAACUUCAAUUGUGUAGAAAAUGGCCUUAUAAGUGAGCCUGGACCAUCAAAUGAUGCAAAUAGUCAUAAUUUUGUUCAGAAUAGUCAAUAUUCAAGUAUUGACACUCUGCAAAGUGAGCAAUUGAAUGAUUCCUUUGCAUAUGGUUUUCUUUAAAUGUAACUUGUAGGACUUAAAUCUAAAAGACUAUUAAAAACUUUAGGUGUAUAGAAUUUAAAGAGGACAUUCAAAAAUAGAAACUUAAAAGAGCUGUACUGUUUCUUACUUUGAAAGAUGCCUAAAGUACACAUGCUUGAUGUGAAUUGUUCUUUCAUAUUUCCUCAAGACAAGCUAUGUGUCUUUUGUAAUGUAUUAAUGUACUAGUUAAAUGAAUUGAUAUUUGCUUUCAAGCAGAUUUAAGGUAAAACAUGUAAUGGCUAUGCCAUUGGGAAAUAAACUCAUUAUUAUUAUUGUUGAGGCCCAUAGGCCAAAGUGACCCCUGUGGGGUUUUCUGGGGUUUCUUGCUAUUUU
Phodopus roborovskii (desert hamster) is the source of this 2224-nucleotide messenger RNA. RefSeq names its product REL proto-oncogene, NF-kB subunit (gene Rel). NCBI's taxonomy places the organism in Eukaryota, Metazoa, Chordata, Mammalia, Rodentia, Cricetidae. Bases 101 to 1870 code for a protein of 589 amino acids. Gene Ontology annotation, cellular component: cytoplasm. Gene Ontology annotation, molecular function: RNA polymerase II cis-regulatory region sequence-specific DNA binding; DNA-binding transcription factor activity, RNA polymerase II-specific. The record is from RefSeq and is a predicted model, not a curated record. The transcript has 10 exons. Gene Ontology annotation, biological process: non-canonical NF-kappaB signal transduction; inflammatory response; canonical NF-kappaB signal transduction.